AUGGCCUCCAACACCUCUCCAGAUAUCCAUCAUGCCUCUGCAGUAGAUAAGGACGAUUUGAAGAUCCCGCUGAUCGACUUCAGUCCCUUCUUCACAGGGACCCCAUCUGACAAACAUGCAGUCGCUCUCUCCAUUACUGAUGCUUUCAAAACAUCUGGCUUCGUCUACCUCAAGGCACAUGGCAUUCCCCCAUCCGUGGUGACCGAGGUAUUUGCGUCAUCGGCCCGUUUCUUCGCCCGUCCCCAGAGCGAGAAGGACUCUUUAGGCUGGACGACCCCACAGUCGAACCGUGGUUACGUCGCCAUCGGACGGGAGAAGUUAAUGACCGUCGAGGAAACAGAUGGAGUCGAUACUCUACGUGCAUCCGCACCAGACAUCAAGGAAACUAUGGAGCUUGGUCGCGAGGGCAUCGAGGGUCUACCCAAUCGCUGGCCCGAUCAUCUCGAUGACGAAGGAAAGAAUUUCAAAGAAACCAUGCAGUCGUUCUUUGAGAUGGGAAAGACCCUACAUAAGCAUAUCAUGCAGGCCAUUGCAUUGGGAAUGAAUUUGCCGGAGCACUUCUUCGACGACUCUGUCAAUGCCGGUGAUAAUAAUCUCCGUCUGCUUCACUAUCCUCCCGUCAGCAAAGAGGUCUUCAAACAUAACCCUAACCAAGUCCGUGCGGGCGAGCACAGCGAUUAUGGUUCCAUCACCCUGCUUUUCCAGGAUAAGCACGGUGGCCUGCAAGUGCGCAGUCCCAAGGGAACGUUUGUGGAUGCGACCCCCAUCGCUGAUACCAUUGUUGUUAAUGCUGGGGAUCUGCUGGCUCGGUGGUCCAAUGAUACCAUCAAGAGUACCCGUCAUCGGGUAAUUCAGCCGCCCGCGCCCGAGGGCUCUGAGAACGAUGAUUCGGAUUAUCCUGCUCGGUACAGCAUAGCGUAUUUCUGCCAGCCCAACAGCGACAAACUUAUCGAGGCACUGCCGGGAACCUACGGCAAGGAAAUCCAAGUGGACAAGAAAUACUCGGCCAUUACUUCAGGCGAUUAUCUGGUCCAGCGACUGACAGCGACUUACUGA
Penicillium robsamsonii is the source of this 1056-nucleotide messenger RNA. RefSeq names its product isopenicillin N synthase family dioxygenase. Bases 1 to 1056 code for a protein of 351 amino acids. Lineage: Eukaryota; Fungi; Ascomycota; Eurotiomycetes; Eurotiales; Aspergillaceae. The record is from RefSeq and is a predicted model, not a curated record. Gene Ontology annotation, molecular function: dioxygenase activity. The transcript is spliced from 2 exons.